AAUUGCAACCUACAGCCAGAGCAGCUCUCUCAACAAGUUAGUUACAGUAUUUGUGUCCUGUUUUAUUUAUGUUAAUCGUUUGAAUUAAUGAAUUUGUCGUCAGGGAGCAAGCUAAAUGUCUCUGCUCGCGGCUGUGUCGUUAACGUUAAAGUGUAACGUUAGCGUUGAGUUGGAAAGUAGCAAACCUCGGCUAACGUUAGCUUAAUUGCAAGAAGAGACGCCGACUAACAUUGACAGCAAUACCAGAACGGCGGUAUUUCUUUUUUUCUGUCUUUAAAUUAGACCAGUUUUUAUCCCUGCUCAUUUCCCUCCUUGGUUGUGCAGUAAAUUGGGUGGCUGGAAUAAGGAAUAAACUGCGUGGCUGACCGUGCUUACUGCUCAUUCACAAAUCACAUCGAAGCUAGCUUGGUCGGCUAGCUGACCGCUAGCAAACCGUAUCAAAAGUCACCAAAGCAACAAUGAAUAUCCUUCCGAAGAAGAGCUGGCACGUCCGCAACAAAGACAACGUCGCGCGCGUGCGGAGGGACGAGGCCAAAGCAGCGGAGGAGGAGCGCGAGGCCAAGCGUCGCGUGGAGCGUGCUGAGCAAGAGGCACGCACAGAGUAUCUGAGAAGGAAAGCCCGAGCUGCUCUUCCGUCAGAGGGAGGAAGGCGCGAUGACGAUGAACAGAGUGGAGGAAGUGGAGCUCUGGAGCAUCUUAAUCUUUUUCCCCUUGAGGAGUCCUCUGAGAAGAAGGGAAAUGAGGAGUAUCUUAAGGAAAAGAAAGAUGAAAAGGAAAAGCAGGAACGAGCCAUCGGCUUGCUGGUGUCUCUAGGACCCCAACCGGGGUCUGAAGUCACUCCAUGGUACAUGAAGACCAGCAAAGAAAAAGAAGAGAGGAAAGAAAAAGAAAAGAGGAAGGGAAUAAGUGAAGAGGAAAAGGAGAAGAAAGAUCGCAGAUUGAAAGACAGUUUGGAUCCAUUGAAAGAUAUGAAGAAAGCACUGGCUGUAAAGGAGAGGAAAGACAACAAGAGCAAGAAACCGGAGAAAAGAGAAAAGGGGCUAAAGAGGAGCAGUGGAGAGAGCUCCAUAGAAAGGUUACGUGCUGAGCGUUUGCAGAGAGAGGCUGAAGAAAGGAGGAGAGCACAGGCCCUGCUCGACCAGAGGAGCGGCAAAGGGAAGGAGCCGGGGAUGGAGAUGACUGAGAGGGAGAGGCCAUACAACAGCGCAUACUUCCCAGAACUUGCCCGAAAGCGACAAAGGCGCGAUCGAGACAGCUGGAGAGAUGAAAUAUUAAAAUCAUGAGCUGUCGUUUUUGGUCGUUUGAGGAGUGUGAUGUGUGAUGGAUGGUUAAAUGGACAAAUAUUGUGACCAGUGUGUUUCCUAGUGAAGCAAAUGUAAAAAGCCAAGAAGAAAGAAGGUAACAUGGAAAGUGUGCAGAAGUAGGUAAGGAAGUAGCGUUAUGAAACCCUAAGAACACACUUGUAACCUUGUCACGUUAUUGUCAUUAAGUUAAUGAAGGGGCAGCUUGUAAGGCCACUUUUUCUUUUCUUUUUGCUCACCCAGAAAGGGAGAUUCUUGCACAGAGGCCAGAGGUCAGGCUCAGACGCAGUUAUUUCGCCCGCGAUCACGUUGGCAGGGCAGAUGGUUGCUGCACGGGGGGCUUGAAGGCUCGCAGCGAAGAAAACACUCCGUGAACAACUGUGAGAAUUGUUUAUAUUAUUGCACAAGUUCAAAGAGAUUAUAACACACGAAUGAACAACAGUCUUUCAGUAAAGAAUUUACACUGUGCAGAAUACAGCUCAUUAAUCAAUGAGAGUCAUCAAAAAUAGAAGAAAAAACCCAACUUUUUCAAGGAAAAUUGCAAACCAUUCUCAGUUUCUGGCUCCUCGUGCGGAUUUUAUGCUUUUCUUUGUCAUGUAUUACUUUCAGCUGGAUUUCUUUGGGUUUUAGACAAACAAUUUGAAGAUGUCACCUUGGGCUCUAGGAAAUUAGAAUAGAUUCCUUUUCACUAUUUCUUGGCACUGUAUAGACAAAAUAAUAUAUCAAUUAAGAAAAUAAUCAGCAAAUUGAUCAAUAAGUAAAGUGUUUGCAGCCCAAGGUGAGAUCGUUCAGAACAUGUCUCAUGUGAACGUUAGAUGACAGAGAUUGUUUAGGGUUUGUCUGCGUCAGUAAAGUCCCUGCAAUGCUUUGCGUGAAUUGAACAUUCAUAGUUUUCAAAGCCGCGAAGGCCUUUUUCACAGACGACGUUUUAACACAUCACAGUGGGAAAAGCUCAGCUGAGGGCUGAGUUCCAUUUAGCUGCCUCAGUUUCAGGGUCCUGGUAUUAUUCCCGCUGUUUCACUGUCACACUGUCAUGACUCACUGGGACACUUGACAAGACAUGUUAAUGUUAUUAGUCAAACCUGUGCUUUUCCUAGUUUGACGAGUCAAAAUGUCUGCUGUUAAAAACUACCAACAUCAAUAAGCAACACAUAACGUUCACAUUUACUUGCUUAUUUUCAUCACUGUAAAUUAUUUUAUAAAUAUACUUUGUGAAAAUACACUCAGCCUGAAGUAAAUGCUGCUUUCGUGAGUGAUAAAAUGAUUAUUUGUUGGUUUAACUGUAGUUUGUGGUGCUGAUUAAUUGUAUCAGGUUACAAUAAGGCCUUUCUUUUAUUUUGUCCACCUCAGUUAUAUCAAUGAGCCAAACUACAGUCUCCAAAAUGGAUGAACACAAAAGCUGAGCACGACAACCUUUAUGAAGGUAUGGCUUAUGGCAGGGCUGCUGUGUCAGCAUUAAUGCAUUAAUUUCAGUUAUGUGAACCUAAAAAGCUGGCAAUGAGUGUAAAUUACCCAUGAAUUGUGCACAACAUUGAUCUUUAUUUUUAUCCAACAGUCUUACAAAUGCCUAUAUAUAAUAUACCCAAGAAAGUGUAUUUUUGGUUUAUAAAAUGAAAAAGGCUUGCACUUUUUGCCAAUUAACAAGUCAUUUGUAUUAUUUAAUAGGAUGCCAUAAUAACAUGCUUAUAUAAAUACUGAAGUGAUGC
This is a messenger RNA of Chelmon rostratus (copperband butterflyfish), 3007 nucleotides long. RefSeq names its product leukocyte receptor cluster (LRC) member 1 (gene leng1). The record is from RefSeq and is a predicted model, not a curated record. The transcript is spliced from 4 exons. NCBI's taxonomy places the organism in Eukaryota, Metazoa, Chordata, Actinopteri, Chaetodontiformes, Chaetodontidae. The coding region runs from base 459 to 1283 and encodes 274 amino acids.